CAGUACAUUUAUUUUUCCAGACAUAUCAUGUUGUAGGCUCUCUUUGCAUCACUAUCAAUUUGGUGUGAUAUGUUCUCUCUGACAUGCAUAAUUGCCAAAGAUAAUACAUUUAUUACGCACAGGAGCGGGCGUGGUUGCCUGCCAGCUGCUGUGGUCUGGAGGGGUGAUGCUGAUGGAUUUGGUUUGACAGAUCAGGGUUAGCCGCCGGGGGAGUCCAUUUUCUUGCCGAGUCCUCACCGAGGCGCUCACUGGCGGAGCCACUCUUGUUAGGCUACGCUCUGCACCUCCCCGGCUGCGCGUGACACACAGACCGUGUAUCCCACAGACCCCGCCGCGUUGCCGAGCACGGUGGAGGGGAAAACACAGCAAGCCGCUGCGCCGCAUCACCACCACCAUCCAGGAAAACUUCAGGUUGCCGCACCCAAGGAAUACAAAAUGCAACCAUUUUGUUGUAUUGCGAUGGGUUUGCCACUGCCAUCCGUGAGCAGGAGCACCUCUGUGUUCAAGGAUACCUCGCUUCAGAAGAAAUAGCACCUGGAGCUACUUCGCUGAGGGAGAAAAGUCAAAGGAGGAUAUUGCUUACAACUGGAUUACAAAGUAGAAGGACCACACACAGAUCUGACCCAUCGCCUAUGACUGGAUUAAAACAACAAAGCGUGCUUGUUUCACAAGAAUAUAGACGAAGUUUGUUUACAGGUGGCGCAAGUAAUGACUCGAGAUUUAGCCUGUAUGUCGCCGCCGUUUGUGGUGUUGAAUCUGAGAGAUUUUUUACCCAACUACUAAGAUAAUACCCGGAUUCAAUGGCUCAGACAAUGCAGAUGUUGCUAGUAAAAGCGGUGUUGCUCUGUUGGGGAAACGUGUAUGUGGCAUCGUUAAGCAAUGAUGGGGACAUAGGAACCAAAGACACUGGGAGAGAUUUUUGCAACAGUACAUGCAGAGGAGCCUUUGGCUUCAACGGAGAAAGUAUCACUCAAAACAAAGCUAAUGCCAUUGACACUACUAGGCGCCACGCCACAGGUGUAGCCUUUUUGGAAGCCACUGGGUCACCAGUGAAGGGUGUCGAUGCAUCAUCCUUUAGAAAUCAUGGCACAGUUAGAGAAAGUAAGCACACCCGACAUGCACAUCUCUCAAGAAACCGGACGGAAAGAGGAGAAGGCUCAGUCGAAACCAAAAACAAGCACUCGCGGCGACACAAGAGGAAAAAGUUGAAUAGCGAGAUGCCUGCUACCAUGGGAACGCCAGGUGGACAUAAUGACACUAAGCCUCCUUCAAUGAGCAAGCGAGGACUGCACAAGAGGAACCAUCGGAGGAAAAGAGGGACAAAAGAAAACCAAAAGAAAGCACACAAGAACGGCAGAAAAGGGAUAAACAGCGUCGGCGGUGCCGCCGCUUUCACGCGCCCUGAAACUUCUGUCAACGUGUUGAGUGCCCCUUUCACUAUGUGGGAACCUUCGACAAAACUCAUGGCCCUUACGUCCACCCAUUUCCCGUUUGACCUGACAAGGAGUGUCGAGUAUCACACUAAACAAGUUGAGGAAGAAGAAGACCCGUGGGAUAUGACCCCGAUGACUCCUCCAUACGAGCUGGAUAACGAGGAGGAAUAUUUCCCAAAUCCCUUCUACCCAGUCACCAGCGAAACUUUCGGGGCAUACGCCAUCAUGUGUGUGUCCGUCAUCAUUUUCCUGGUCGGUAUAGUCGGGAACAUUGCAAUAAUGUGCAUUGUGUGCCACAACUACUACAUGAGGAGUAUCUCUAACUCUCUAUUGGCCAACUUGGCCAUAUGGGAUUUUGUCAUGCUCUUCUUCUGCCUGCCUCUUGUGGUGUUCCAUGAGCUGACAAAGACGUGGCUCUUGGGCCAAUUCACUUGUAGAGUGAUACCAUACAUUGAGGUCGCCUCCCUGGGCGUCACCACCUUCACCCUGUGCGCGCUGUGCAUCGACCGCUUCCGCGCCGCCACCAACGUGCAGAUGUACUACGAGAUGAUCGAGAACUGCACGUCCACCGCUGCCAAGCUGGCCGUCAUCUGGAUCGGCGCCCUCCUGCUGGCUCUGCCCGAGCUGCUGAUCCGCCAGCUGGUGACGGAGGACGCGGGCGUGUCCGAGGCGCCGGCGACGGUCGAGCGUUGCGUGGUGCGCAUCUCCACCUCGCUGCCGGACAUGCUCUACGUGCUGGGCCUGACGUACAACAGCGCGCGGCUGUGGUGGUGCUUCGGCUGCUACUUCUGCCUGCCCACGCUCUUCACCAUCGGCUGCUCGCUGGUGACCGCGCGCAAGAUCCGUCGGGCCGAGGCGGCGUGCGCGCGCGGCAACAAGAAGCAGAUCCGGCUGGAGAGCCAGAUGAACUGCACGGUGGUGGCGCUGGCCAUCGUCUACGGCGCGUGCGUGGUGCCCGAGAACAUCUGCAACAUCGUGUCGGCGUACAUGGCGGCCGGCGUGCCCGAGAGCACCAUGGAGCUGCUCCACCUGCUCAGCCAGCUGCUGCUCUUCUGCCGGGCGGCCGUCACGCCGGCCCUGCUGCUCUGCCUGUGCCGGCCGUUCGGACGCGCCUUCCUGGACUGCUGCUGCUGCUGCUGCGGCGGCGGAGAGGCGUGCGGACAGGCGCGCUCCUCGGCCACCACCAGCGACGACAACGAGCACGAGUGCACCACCGAGCUGGAGCUGUCGCCCUUCAGCACCAUCCGCAGGGAGAUGUCCAACUACACCGCCGUGGGCUCGCACUGCUGAGGGGGUCGA
This is a messenger RNA of Alosa alosa (allis shad), 2732 nucleotides long. RefSeq names its product G protein-coupled receptor 37b (gene gpr37b). The coding region runs from base 801 to 2723 and encodes 640 amino acids. The record is from RefSeq and is a predicted model, not a curated record. Gene Ontology annotation, biological process: adenylate cyclase-inhibiting G protein-coupled receptor signaling pathway; positive regulation of MAPK cascade. NCBI's taxonomy places the organism in Eukaryota, Metazoa, Chordata, Actinopteri, Clupeiformes, Clupeidae. Gene Ontology annotation, molecular function: G protein-coupled peptide receptor activity; prosaposin receptor activity. Gene Ontology annotation, cellular component: signaling receptor complex; plasma membrane. The transcript is spliced from 2 exons.